UAUGUUCCGCAAGCAGGAACCCAGUACGCACCUACAAUAAGACCUGGUUUUGUACCCGCAACGCCACCACCACGGCCGGGCUAUGUGGGAGCGAGACCUGCGUAUGGACCUGUGCCCGUCGGUGUUCAAUCUAUGACUGCUUCGGGACCUGAAGUAGAAAAAUUGACAACACUUUUCAUUGGAGGAAUAUCACCAGGUGUCACUGAUGACUGGAUGGAGAAAGUUCUCAAGGGAGGGACUUCUCAGACAUGUGGGGCAUUGAAAUCUUGGAAACGGGUUAAAGAUCAAUCAGGAAAUCCUAAAGGAUUUGGUUUUGCCGAGUAUCUAGAUGCCGACAGUGUUCUCCGGGCGCUGAGAGUCCUAGGUGGUGAAGGGGCCGGCGACGAUAAGAAAGAUAAGGGUGUCGUACUACCUGCAUUAGAGGAAGGGGCUGUCGGAAAAAAAUUAAUAGUUAGAGCUGAUGAAAAUACUAGAAAAUAUCUUGACCAAUACGAAGCGUCGAGGCCGAGAACUCACGAUUCUGAACUCGAUAAGAAUGCUCUUCUAGCUGUAAUAAAAGUUGUUGAAGACAUGUCAAAACCACAUGAUUCUAGAUCAUCAUCAGCUACAUCUCCGCAUGAUAAGGCAAGAGCUGAACAAGCUAAAGAACGUUCACAUGGAAGGGAAAACCGAGAUCGACAGUAUGGACAUUAUCAUCAUCCGCCAGUUAAUUUUGUUCCUGCUAGAGAAUCAAGACGUGAUUCAUAUAUACUGGAUGACGAAGAGGAGGAGCAAAAACGACAGGCUAAAAGAAAAACAGAAAUGGAAAUGGCGUUUAAAGAGCGGGAGAGACGCUGGCAACAUAGAGAAGAAACAAUGGCAAUAAAUCGUGAACGCGAUUUGGAGCGUGAAGUUGAUGCAAGAGAGAAACAAAUACGUGACAGAGAAUUGAUGGCACGUAAGCUAGCUGAAUGGGAUGAUGAUGUAGAAGCUGAACGAGGACAAGAAGAGUAUUAUCGUGACCGAUCUCGUUGGUGGUCCCAUCGGCAGCAAGUUCGGGCACGCGAAAUGGCAGUGGAUGAGCAAGAUAGGAUUCGUGAACAGCAGGAGUUUGAAGCAGAGCAACGCAGAAUAGAAUGGGAGCGUGCGCUUGAAGAGGAGAAAAGACUACGUGCUGAAGCCAUGGAAGCGGAAUUAAGUGAAGAAAAAGAUCUUUUAACACACUCGGCGAAUGGUUCUUUUUCUAGCAACAAUAUUAAGGCAAAGCUUACAUUGAAUAUAUCUUCCAAGCAAUAUAGUGAUAAUGAAGAUGAUGAGAAGAAAACUGAGGAUAGGAAGAAGAAAAUCAAAGAUUUGGUUGAUAUCAUUCCUUCGGACAGGGAAGGUCUAUGGAAAUGGAAUGUCAAAUGGGAAGAGCUAGACGAGACAAUCAUCGAUAAGAAAUUGCGACCGUUUGUUAAUAAGAAAAUUGUAGGAUAUCUUGGGGUACAAGAAGAUGAAUUAGUUUCAUUCGUGAUGGACCACUUGCGCCAUAAUAAAUCAGCUGAACAAUUAACCAAGGAAAUGGAAAUGACAUUGGACGAAGAAUCCGAGCUUUUU
Messenger RNA from Acaulospora morrowiae, 1578 nucleotides. Lineage: Eukaryota; Fungi; Glomeromycota; Glomeromycetes; Diversisporales; Acaulosporaceae. The record is from the annotation of a GenBank genome assembly.